Molecule: messenger RNA, 2031 nt
Organism: Notothenia coriiceps (black rockcod)
Lineage: Eukaryota; Metazoa; Chordata; Actinopteri; Perciformes; Nototheniidae
Product: multidrug resistance protein 1-like
Exons: 11
Coding region: 1-1575 (524 amino acids)
Biological process (GO): transmembrane transport
Cellular component (GO): apical plasma membrane
Molecular function (GO): ATP binding; ATP hydrolysis activity; ABC-type transporter activity
Source: RefSeq, a predicted model, not a curated record
AUGUUAGGAGACCAACAGGUUUUCAUGUUUUCUGACUGUAAACGUUCACAGGGCUUCUGUUUUGGGAAAUCUGGAGAGCUCCUGACUCUUAAACUGAGACUCGGGGCCUUCAAAGCCAUGAUGAGACAGGACCUUGGCUGGUUUGACAACCCCAAAAACAGUGUUGGAGCGCUCACUACGAGACUGGCCACCGACGCAGCCCAAGUGCAAGGGGCUACAGGAGUGCGUAUGGCCACGCUGGCCCAGAAUCUCGCCAACAUGGGCACCAGCAUUAUCAUCUCCUUUGUGUACGGCUGGGAGCUGACUCUGCUCGUCCUGUCGGUGGUGCCCUUCAUGGCGGUGGCCGGCGCUGUGGAGAUGAAGGCGCUCACUGGACACGCUGCUGAAGACAAGAAGGAGCUGGAGAAGGCUGGAAAGAUAGCUACAGAGGCCAUUGAGAAUAUCCGUACUGUUGUCUCCCUUAACAGAGAACCAAAGUUUGAGUCUUUGUAUCAGGAAAACUUAGAAAUACCAUUCAGGAACUCCCAGAAAAAUGCCCACGUGCACGGUCUCACCUUCUCCUUCAGCCAGGCCAUGAUCUACUUCGCCUACGCGGGCUGUUUCCGCUUUGGAGCUUGGCUUGUUGAGGAGAACAGAAUGGAUAUUCAGGGAGUAUUCCUUGUGGUUUCUGCUAUUCUAUACGGAGCCAUGGCUCUCGGAGAGGCCAACUCCUUCGCUCCAAACUACGCUAAGGCCAAAGUCUCAGCUGCCCACCUCAUGGCACUGAUGGGCAGAGAGCCCGCCAUCGAUAAUCUAUCCCAGGCGGGAGAGUCACCGGACACAUUUGAUGGUAAUGUGCAAUUUGACAGUGUUAUGUUUAACUACCCGUCACGCCCUGAUGUGCAAAUUCUGCAAGGGCUGAAUCUGAAGGUGAGGAAGGGAGAGACUCUGGCCUUGGUGGGGAGCAGUGGCUGUGGAAAGAGCACCACCAUCCAGCUGCUGGAGAGGUUCUACGACCCCAGAGAGGGGAGAGUGCUUCUGGACAAUAAAAAUGCACAAGAGCUAAACAUCCAUUGGUUGAGAUCUCAGAUAGGCAUCGUGUCCCAGGAGCCCGUGCUGUUUGACUGCACGAUAGCCGAAAACAUCGCCUAUGGAGACAACAGCCGCAUUGCAUCGCAGGCGGAAAUAGAGGAAGCUGCCAAAGCGGCCAACAUCCACAGCUUCAUCGAUAGCCUGCCACAGAAGUACAACACUCAGGCCGGUGAUAAGGGAACGCAGCUGUCAGGUGGUCAGAAGCAGCGUGUAGCCAUAGCCCGAGCUAUCCUCCGCAACCCCAAAGUGCUGCUUCUGGACGAGGCCACCUCCGCACUCGACACUGAGAGUGAGAAGGUGGUGCAGGAGGCGUUAGACGAGGCCAGUAAGGGCAGGACGUGCAUCAUUGUGGCCCACCGUCUGUCCACCAUCCAAAACGCAGACCGCAUCGCUGUCUUCAAGGGAGGAGUGGUGGUGGAAGAGGGGACACAUCAACAGCUGCUGGCCAAAAAGGGAUUCUACUUCAUGCUGGUCACCACACAGAUGGGACACGGGAGGGAAUAGGAGGACAUAGAGAGCAAUACAACCCUGACGUGUCCAGAAAUAUUCAUGUUUCCCUGUCCUGCUUUAGUAGAGCAAUGAAUGUGAUCAUCAGACAAGUCAAAAAGCCAAGUCAAACUCCUGUAUUACCGUUCAUUAGCUGUCACUUCUAAGGGCCUUUUUCACAGAUAUCAUUUGAUAUGUGACAGUAGGAGAUGUGCAGAUGUUGAUAAGAUCACAGAUACUUGUAUUGUGCAUGCUGGCUUACUGAAUGUUAUUAGUAACACCUGCUCUUCUACUAUCACAAGUCAAAAUGUCUGCUGUUUUUUCCCCGCCAGUUUGUGCCUUGAACACAUUGACUCCAGUUUUCCUUUCUUUAUAAAAGGUGGACCUAUUUGAUGCCAAUACGCCUUAGCUGUUGAUUUCUGGUGUCAUCUUCUGUUAAGCGUUAAAUACUACUGAUGUACAGAGAUUAAAGAU